Molecule: messenger RNA, 2580 nt
Organism: Adineta ricciae
Lineage: Eukaryota; Metazoa; Rotifera; Eurotatoria; Adinetida; Adinetidae
Source: the annotation of a GenBank genome assembly
AUGUUGACUCCACCGAUGACGACGAUUAAUCAAUACAGUUCGGAAACCGAUGAUGUUUUCAUACAUGAAUCAUUAAGCCAGUCGCCUUCAGAUGGUUUCGUUGGAUUUCCGCCUCCUCCUCCGCCACCUGCCCCACCUGUAUUUAUCAAUACGAUGGCAAACAAUUGUCAAACACUACUUCCACAGCAAGAAGUUCAGCUUGUUGUGAAUCCAGCGAAUGUUACCGAAAUUCAAGCACGAUCAAUACCAUCUAUGCUCAUAUCGACCAAUAAUAUUUGGACGCGACGCACUUUACCGAAUCUUCGUAUCAAACAAACUGUAUUCGAUCAGCAUUUUGGUGACACGAAAUCGCCUAUGACUGCCCGUUCUCGACGAGCGAGUGUAUCUACAAGUUCAUUAGGAGGAGGAGGAGGAGGAGGAGGAGGACUAUCAGGUGGUAUAAAUGAUGAUGGACCAUUAGCAUUUGUUUUGCUUGAUGCAACAUCGAAGAUGCUCUACGAUGUACCCAUGCGACACUUACUUCAAUUAGUCAAAAAAGACUACGACGACGAUGCCAGUAUCGAUCAUGUUAUUCAAGCCAUUGAUGAAACACGUAUGAAAUCCGAAUGGCUUGAUGCUGUAACAGCUUUGAAUAAACAAUUCGAUAAACGACCAGAGGAUAAAGCUCGGGUUUUGGCGCACAAAGGCUCAACGCAUGGUUUAGUUCUAAUCGAACAAUUCUUUGUUAAGCUCGUCCGCGUACCAGCCUAUGAAUUCAAGUUAAUCUAUUUGAAAUUUCGUGAAGAAGCGCCAACACAACUCGAACGUAUGGGUAAACAUAUUCAUGAUCUUCUGGAAAGCAUCCAAACGAUCUUAACGAACGAACAGCUACCAGGUAUACUUCAUCUACUCUGCCUCUUGUACAACAGCAUUACUGGUAAAACUGUUCCUGGUCUUCAUUUCGAUUCACUUCUGUCCGUUUUGUCAACACGAACUUUGAAACAGAAUACAACAAUUGCGCAUUUACUCUGUCAAACUAUGGAAGAACAAUAUCCGACAUUGUUGGAUAUCUUUGAGAAUCAAAUCUUAUUGAAACUGAAAGAUCUUUCUGCAUUGAAAUACGUUCCAAUUUACUUAGAUAUUCGUCUGCUAUACAACCGAUACAAACAACUGAACUCAUCAUUGAAUCAAUGCGAAAGAGAAUUAGUUUUCCUACCUGAACAUAUCAAGACAACAUUGAAUGAUUUGCAAGUUCAAUUCACGAAAUUAUUUGAUGAUGAAAAUCAAGUAAAAAAAGGUGAAAAAGACUUGACAACGUACUUCUGCUUACGUGAUUUACCUCUGGAAACUUGUCUAUCGACGUUGGGACAAUGCAUUGAUAAGCUUCGUCUAUCGCAUAUGCAAAAUCUUGAGCAGCGUCGUCGAAAUCAAUUGUUAACCAAACAACGAACUCUUCACACGCCAUCACGUUCGUUGCGAAACAUUCACGAAUCAUGUUCAUCGGACACGAAUAUCUUUCGUGAUCAUCUGAACGUGCCGUUAACACCAAUCGCAUCUCGACAACGUUAUAAAGUCAAUCGAAUAGCACGAGAUCGAUUUUCAUCAUCACGGGACGUAGAUUAUGAUGAACAGCCAGUUCAAAAUUUACUACCGAAUGCAACGCCGAAAAAACGCGGAUGUUCGCCAACACCGAAAACUGUUCUCACCAAACGACCAUUCAAUGUUCUUAAACCUUGCACUACAACUAAACUUCAAGAAGAAACCAGUGGCGUUUUGAUUUCAUCGGCGUCAGAAAACGAACUCGAAGAUACGAACAUGGAUUGUUCGAUGACUGAAUCAACAAACUUGCCAACACCUACAUCAGUGUCAGCAUGCGAAAAUCAAUUAUCAGGCUAUGUAACAACGCCAAUUCGUCAUGACUCAAUGAACCCAAUUAAAUAUGAUCAACGAGAAUCGAUUGAAAAUAAAGAAAAUGAUUCAGCAACCGAGUUAACACAUUGGUACACGAAUAUAUUUCAUCAACUCUGGCGAUCAACAUUUAUUAAUCCAAACGUUCAAAUCCGUACGGAAUCGCGAUUAUCAAUAACUCUAUCUGAACCCGAUUCUUUGGAUGAGAAUUCUGAAGCGCACACCUACGUGAAUGGAAUCGAUAGAUCGACUGUUCAACCCGUUCUACUGAAUAAUCAGCAGAUGACAAAAGCUUCACCAAAACGUACGUCUGUAUUGAGGAAUCCUCGGUCAACUUCGACACAUAAUGUGCCUACUCGAAAUAUCCUGCGCUGCCCGGUAUCACGACGAUUUUCAACGGAAAAUCCCUCAGAAUUGAAUUCUUCACCGAUGAUUCUAUCUACAAUUAUAAAUCGUCGUUUGUCAUCGAGCAAGUCGCAAAAGCCGAAUUCUGGAAUUUCUUCCGGGCCAAAAUCAUCGUCAACGAUUCAACCCCUUCGUGCCGUUCAUAUGUCUACAGUUACUACUCAUGAGUCACCAAAAAUCAUGAAGAGACCUGCUGAUAAAGGUCAUUCUCAGACUAUAACAAUGUCGAAAUUUUCUACAAAUAGAACAACAUCGAGUUGUGUUGUUCCGUCAUUUUCGCUAAUUUAA